CCGCAACGCUCAGCUCGAGGAACGCAUCAGGGAGCGCGUCGUGGGCAAUCUCGUGGAGUUGUCCAUGGGCCGAUACGGGAACGAUGUGGUACAAGAGUGCUUCGUCCCUAGUAAAGAAAAGGUGCCUUCGGUGCCUCUGCUGCAGCGCGGGCUCGACGCGUUCUUGCGCCUGCCCGACGAGCAGCUCCGGGAGUUGGUGCAGAACCACUGGGCCGGCUACGUCCUCCGCCGGCUACUCCAAACCAGCGUAGAGCGCAAUAUGGCGGAGGAGGAAGCGAUGCAGCUGGCAGAGCGGAUCUUGGGAGUUGGGGCUGCCGGAGACGAGACUGAUGCUGAACUCCCUCGUCCGGCGGGUGAUCCACGAGGGCAAGCCGUAGCUAUUUUGCACUAGUCGAUGAUUUGCUCCGCUGAGUCAGAGCGCGCCACGAUGCCUAGACUGUUACUGCGAAUUGCGACAGGCCGUUUCUGCCUGU
Sorghum bicolor (sorghum) is the source of this 473-nucleotide messenger RNA. RefSeq lists its product as uncharacterized. NCBI's taxonomy places the organism in Eukaryota, Viridiplantae, Streptophyta, Magnoliopsida, Poales, Poaceae. The transcript is spliced from 2 exons. The record is from RefSeq and is a predicted model, not a curated record. The coding region runs from base 65 to 391 and encodes 108 amino acids.